UAUUUGACAAAUUUUAUUAAUAUUCGCUUUACUUUUUCUAGGGAAAUAUUGUACAAAAUUAUCUUUCAAACCAAAAGAAGAUUAAACUGUAAACAAAUUGAUUUUAAAUGUACAAAAUUGAACAAAACACAUUUAACAGAAUAUUGGAUGCGAUAUCGUAGAAGAUCUAUAAAGGACGAAUUAUUUUCCCGCCAAUUUGUGGCAAAAAAAAUCCUUGGAUAAAUCCGAAUGGCUCAAUUACAAGAUCUUGAAGAAUACAUUUCGAGUGCGCUGGAUGUGGUUGAAUUUAAAUUAAUACGUUCGAAAUCGGAUUUGGAGGAUGAUACCUUGGCUUUCCACCCCUUAAUGGCUCAUCAAAUUUUUGGCGACGCUGAGAGCAUAUUCGGUUUUUUGGAUUUAAAAGUUCGCAUAUAUUACACAGCGGGGCCACUACACAUAUAUUUAGAUGUAAAAUAUGAGGAAAAAGUCGACGAUCUUCCAAAUAGUGUUAUGAAGGCCGAUAAUGUUGUAGCUACUUUAGCUGAAAAGCUGCCCGAUGGUUGUUAUUUUGUCAACAUGGAUGAGUUUUUAAAGACUUUGGAUAAGGCUGACAAAUUUAAACCUUUUGGUGAAAAACUUGCUGAACACAUUCAUUUCAAUCCGAAUCAUAACCAAGAACGUAUAUUUGAGAUUUAUCAUUGCAAUUAUCGGCAGACAGCAUUUUUAAAAUUCUUUUCGCGUUUACAAACAUUUGUAUUGUGGUUCAUUGACGCAGCUUCAUACAUUGACGUAGAUGAUGUGCAGUGGUCGUACUUUGUAUGUUAUGAGAAAUAUAAAAACGAUAAUGGUGAUUGGCUUUACGCUGCUGCUGGUUACACCACUGUUUAUGAAUAUUAUGCCUAUCCUCAGCACAUACGACCUCGUGUCAGCCAAAUGCUUGUAUUGCCGCCAUUUCAAAAGCUUGGCGUUGGCACCAUAUUUCUUGAAACGAUUUAUAAAUACUAUCAAAAUCAAAAGAAUGUUCUGGAUAUAACAGUAGAAGAUCCUUCAGAUGAUUUCCAACGUAUGCGUAGUUUUGUAGAUGCUCGUUUAUGUAUGUCUUUAAAGUCUUUUGGAAGCACUGAAAUCAAAAAAGGUUUUACCAAGGACAUGAUAAAUGAAGCUAAAGAGUUCUUAAAGCUCAACCCUCGUCAAUGCCGAAAAGUUUAUGAAGUUCUACGUUUGCUGUACACAAACAUUCAUGAUAAGGAAGAUUACACGGGUUAUCGGUUGGAGGUUAAAAAGCGUUUAAACGCUACUUACCACAAACAGUUGUCCGACAUAAAGAAAUUAGAAAGAGCUAAAAUCGAUACCCAGUGGUUGCGUAGCUCUUUGCCUAAUCUGAAGGAACGUGUCGAACGCUUACAUGAGGAAUAUAUUUUGGUAGAGAAAAAUUAUAUGCAAAUUGUUGAGAAAUUGCACCUAUUUCAAAAAUAAUAA
Molecule: messenger RNA, 1458 nt
Organism: Glossina fuscipes
Lineage: Eukaryota; Metazoa; Arthropoda; Insecta; Diptera; Glossinidae
Gene: Hat1
Product: histone acetyltransferase type B catalytic subunit
Exons: 4
Coding region: 229-1455 (408 amino acids)
Biological process (GO): subtelomeric heterochromatin formation
Cellular component (GO): nucleus
Molecular function (GO): histone binding; histone H4 acetyltransferase activity
Source: RefSeq, a predicted model, not a curated record